Molecule: messenger RNA, 5097 nt
Organism: Xiphias gladius (swordfish)
Lineage: Eukaryota; Metazoa; Chordata; Actinopteri; Istiophoriformes; Xiphiidae
Gene: mybl2a
Product: v-myb avian myeloblastosis viral oncogene homolog-like 2a
Exons: 14
Coding region: 133-3303 (1056 amino acids)
Biological process (GO): regulation of DNA-templated transcription
Cellular component (GO): nucleus
Molecular function (GO): protein dimerization activity; DNA-binding transcription factor activity, RNA polymerase II-specific; RNA polymerase II cis-regulatory region sequence-specific DNA binding
Source: RefSeq, a predicted model, not a curated record
UUUUGUCGGGGCUGAACGUGGCCCUGUUUCUACAGUUUGUUUGCGUCUGACGUCGCUGUGGCGCUGCGCGACCUGCAGAUGGAGGGCAGGAAGUGAUUUUCGACAGAGGAAACACUAUCGCGAGCCCUCAAAAUGCCCAUGAUUUGCGUCGUUUAUGGCUGCUCGAAUCGCUCGAACCGUGAAACCACGAGGAGCUUCUAUCGAGUGCCAAAAGUUGUCGUUCACAAGGGGGAAAAGUGCAGGAAAUUGACCGAAAAACGCCGGAAAAAAUGGCUUGCGAUCCUGAGCUCGGGAGGAGCGGAGUCGGAUAAUGCCCGUGUGUGCAGCGACCACUUCGUCAAAGGCUGCCCUAGUGCUUUAAAUGACGUUGAGUCCGUAGACUGGGCUCCUACAGUUAACCUGGGCUAUCAGAAAGGUAAGUCCAUGUCAGAGGCAUCGCUUCUACGAGAGGAGAGGACGAGGCCCGGGGAUGAUCACCAAAGACGCACAGAAGGUGCAGAGGCCUUGCUGGAUCUCCAUGAGUCGGCUGAGAAGCCAGGGCCAGAGGACAUCACCGAGAUGUUACGCGAUCGACAAGGGCCACCGUACACAUACCUGUCAGAAAAUACUGUGCAAUUUUUGGGAGGCAACAUGCAGACUAGAGGCAUGGAAGAAGAGGGGGAUAGUAAUUUAUACAUUGACACUGACUCAGACACAGCAGAGAAGAAGGAUGGUACCAAGUGUAAAGUCAAAUGGACUCAGGAAGAGGAUGACAAUCUCAAAAUCCUGAUCACCAACUUUGGGAAAAAAGAUUGGAAAACCAUUGCCAGUUUUUUACCUGGGCGGACAGAAUUCCAGUGUAUGCACCGCUGGAAGAAACACCUGGAUCCUGAUUUAGUCAAAGGCUUCUGGUCCAAAGAGGAAGACGAAAAGAUAGUAGAGCUGGUGGGCAAGUACGGCACCAGACACUGGACUUUGAUUGCCAGGCACUUGAAAGGACGGCUUGGGAAACAGUGUCGUGAGCGCUGGCACAACCACCUUGACCCACUGGUCAAAAAAAGCUCCUGGACCGACGAAGAAGACCUCAUCAUCUACAAAGCCCACACCAUUCUGGGAAACCGGUGGGCUGAGAUCGCCAAGCUGCUCCCUGGAAGGACAGACAACUCUGUGAAGAAUCACUGGAACUCUACCAUCAAACGUAAAGCGGAGCUGGGCUUUUACAAAGACAACGCUGACAGCAUUUCCCUUGAUAUUCAACAGUUUGUGGAAGGAGAGGUGGACUUCAAGUGUGACGUUGUAUUAGACACUGAACCAGUAACUCCUGAAGUGGUCAGACAAAAGAAAGAGAAGAAACAGAAAGAGUGUCAGAGAACCAAGCAGAAAACGCCUGUUCCAUCUCCACAGACUUUGGCAUCGAGGGGAGAGUUAUCCUCUCCGAGUCCCUCCUUGCCCCCCAGUUCGAGUUCCAGUCCUAGUUCCAGCUCAGGGGCUCCACCAGCAGUCGUGCCGGUGGACCAGAAAAAGUUUGCUGAUGCGGCAUUGAGGAUGAUCGCUGAAGACAUGCUACCACUCAGUUUUGUAGAAGGCACAGGCUUCAGGUCUUUCAUGAGUAUCAUUAGCCCUGAAUACAACAAGCUAUCCCAGCGUGCCAUGGGCCUGCAGCUCUAUGACAAUGUGGAGAGAACCAUUAAGCCUCAGCUCAUCCGUGACCUUAAAGCCUGCCUUGCCAGAACCAAAGAUGGUGAAAGUGCCAUUCAUGUCACCUUUGACCUCUGGGCUGGAGAUCAAUCCCAACAAGUGGAGGAGCCCAUCGUCGUUGCGCAGCUCCACUUUGUCAGUGAUUCUUGGCAGAUCUGUCGUCCCAUUGUGGCUUUCCGUCACGUCAGCCACAAAAACCUCAGCACCGCAGUGGCCAGCGAGCUUGAAGGUGUGCUGCUGAGCUACGGCAUAUUUCCUCACAGCAUUGGCUACGUACUCGCCAAUCAGGCGAAAGAAACCCUGGCCGGAAACAACUUGUUCUGCGACUACAAGAUCAUGUGCUCAUCCAACAGGGGAGAACCAGAUGGAGAUGAGAUAGUGGCAUUUUUGUCAGACCAGAUGUCAGAAACAGAGUCCCCCUUUUCAGAGCUACAGAUUGGGAACAGGACCACCUGUGUGGCCAAAACACUGCAGCUGGUGAUCAAGGAGGCACUGAAGAAUUCCAGGGUAGUGGAGAACCUGCUCUCACAGGUCCACAACGUGGUGGCUUUCUUCAGGAGCAGCGCCUACUGGAGUGAGGUUUUGUUGAAGGAGUGCAACGUGUCUCUGUGCCCUUCUUCUAGUAAUUGUCGCUGGAACUCAAUGAUGCUGUCUUUACGCCGUAUGGUGCAGGAAUCUGCCUGGAGCACCAUCAUGGCGCUCCUUGCCCAGGCCCGCAUAGAGGCUAACGACACAGCCAGUGCCCCACCUCUGGUCAUGGUCAGGAGGGAGCAAGUGACUGACAUCCUGAGUCUCCUUGAGCCCUUUGAAGAGGCCUUGCAGGUCCUGCAAGGACAUGGUGUUACCAUCUCUUUCAUCAUACCCUCCCUCAUUGGCCUUGAUAAGACCCUGGAGAGCCGUGUCACCAACUACACCCACUUCAACAAGGCCCUGCGCACAGGCCUCCACACACACUUCCAAUCCCUGAUUCACCAGAAGGACAUGAUACUAGCUGCUGUGCUUGACCCCAGGAUCAAAAUGCAGCCGUUUUCUGAUGCCAAACUAGAGGACCAGACAGGUUUCCUAACUCCUCCGUCAAAGAAUCAGGCUCGUACCAUCGUGGAAGCCACAUUAGAAAGCAUGGAGGCCUCACCACCUCCUUCUGAGGAAGCAGAUAAAGACCAGACAAACAAGGAGUUGAAAAAGGAGCAGGAUGGCGAAGAGGAGAGCCAAGCCAACACGCUAAUGGAGGCAUCUGGUGCCAGCUCAGACGAGAACAACUGUGACGUAGGCAGUGGAAAUGACCUCAAGCGCAAGUCCAUCUUCAACUUCCUCCAACCGCCUGCAAAGACCUUGAAGAUGUCAGAGCUUGAUGUGUACCUGGCCGAACCACUGUGGGAGACCAACUCCAGCGUGCUCUACUGGAAAUCUGCUACUCGGUUCCCCGUGCUCCAGGGCAUUGCCAAGACGCUACUGGCAGUACCAGCCACCUCAGGGGGCUUCGACCGGCUUUUUCCAAUGGCAGCAUGCAUUGUAAGAGCCAAAAGGAACCGCCUACCACCUCACACCACAGAGAGACUGCUUCUAUAUAAAAACUCUUUAAAGGCAAAGACUGUUAAAAAGCACAGUGGGGUCCCUAAACACUGAUAGGUCAAGUCACAAUUUUGCCUGGUUACUCUAACCUUCACCCAAAGAAUCGCUACUCUUAAUUCUCCAUACUUGUCACAUUGCAUUAAACAGAAACUCAGCAACUUACUAUAAAUUGUGCUUGCGCACCUAAUUGACCCCAUCCAACUCAAUUAAAUUUUCUCGAACAUUACAUUAAACUAACUGAAUUUAGCAUCAUUUUAACCUUACAGCAGUAGGCAACAGCAGCAAACCAUAGUAAAAGUGUAUGAACAAUGAGAGCAGUCUACUCAGAAUAUCUCUUUUAAAAAAAAACAGAUACAACACAGUGGCAGCCUGCGAUCUACCGUCACAGCUCAAACUGUUGUCAUUUCUCUGGGGCUAGUGGGCUCAGAUGAAUACAAGUGUUCAAGGUACAGGCAGCUUCUCUUUACCCUUCACUCAAAGUAGAUGAACUGCAUUCCCCAAACAAUAUAUAAUAAAGACUUGUAAAAUGUAAUCCCGAGUUUGAAUUAUGAUGCCUUUUAGAAAUUGUAAGCCAGAGGAAUGAACAGGAAUUUGUAUUUUGUAGCUGAAUCACUUCAAACUAAAAUGAGUUCCUCUGAAGACUUUGUGCUGACAUUCUUGUCUCAAAAAGGAGGUCAUGAAGAAUAUUAUGAGUGAUUAUGAGUACUAAUGUGUAGGAUCUGAAAUUUUCUGACUCCCACUGGUAGUAUUAAAAAAGACACUUUGGCAGACAGCAAAGCACAAAUCUACCUUAAUGCUAUAAAAAUAAUUUGCUUCAAUCAGAUCCGCAAUAAAAAUGCUACACAUCAAAUCUUAACAUCAGCCUGUGUUUCUCUUGAUACAGAGAAUAUUUAUUGCUGUUCUCUUUGGUAGGUAAAUCACAGUGUGGGUGCAUGGCUAGCCAGUUCCUAAAGCAAAAAGUUUAAGCGAUUAAUAUGUGCCAGAAAACGCACUGUAAAUUUUUAAACCCUUUUUUUUUUUCUCUAUUCAGUUAUGGUAAUUAAUUUGUUUUAUAUGCUGUACACCAAGGGCAUAUGGACUGUGUGUUGGGUCACUUGGCAGUCAACUAAAAGAGACUGCACUUUUUUUUCAGCUUUUUUAAUAUUAGCCUUUUACAAUUUGUUUUUUUUUUUUGUUUGUUUUUUGUUAGUGGUCAGUGAUGCAUUAGAGGUGCACCAGUGAAUUGUUUUCUCAAGAGCCUUGAUGAUUCAUCAUCUGUUUUUGCUCCUAAAUGAGUUGUAAUCUCUGAUGGGGGUUUAAGGGAAAGGUCAUUCUACAUCUUAGUUUAUCUGUUAUAGACUGGUAGGCUUGUAAACAUACUAAAGUUCACAUUGAAUAACAACUGACUGUUUUAUUGCAGUGAUAACUGUUCAUAUUGUGCUAAUAAACACCAAGGUGAACAUGAGUCCCUUGACCACUUGUGUCUCAACAUGGAAAUAUCCAAAAAAUGUACUUGUAUUAUAAAAUAAAGAUAUUUUUCUCUAUAAUUUCUUGUAUUUAUGGCUCACAGUUUUCAUUUAUGUUCAAGUCAGUUUCUGUGUUUUGUAACAGCAUUGUCUGGGUAAGAAUAAUACUAAUACUGUAAUCAGCGAGGAGUUGUAAAGGGUGGAAGAAAAGGCAGUUGAGCAGAUUAGUAGUAUAUCCCCAGCAGCCCAGGUUGAAAAGAUUACAAAAGAAUAAAAUCUAACAUAUUUUUUUUAAAAAAUUAAAAAGGAAGAUGGCUUUGGGAAACAAAAACUUAAUGAGACAUAAUUCUAGGUAUUGCACUGAAAUGCACAUUUGAAAAUGUCACUAAUGUUUAGAACAUGA